UGCUGACCACUCGGCGCCCCGUUGGGGCAGCUGUUAUUCACAGCGCCGCUCUGGGUGACAGCUUUUCAUGUCUGUUUACCUGCUUUUCCCUCCCCACUAGCAGGUGAGCUUUAAGGGCACACCUUAGGCGUAGUCCUUUCAUCCAGAGCAGUACCUGCAACAUUGUCAGUGUUGGGGAGGGUCUCCUGCAGACCGCGCUCCGAACGGCCGGGGCCCCGCCCACCGCGCCCCGCCCACCGCGCUCCGAAAGGCCCGGGCCCGCCCAACGCGCUGCCAGCGCCCUGCGGAACUCUGCUACGCAGACGUGUUUCGCGGGGAGCGAAUUCGGCGUCGGUCCUGAAGCCCUCCUCAGGGUCUGGCUGCGGCUGCAGCGCAUGGCGGCUCCAGGACAUCCUGCUCGGGAGACAUCGGCAGCCCCAGGGCACCCUACGUGCAGUGACGCUGCCUCCAGGGCCAAGAAACAAAAGAAGAAGAAGAAAACCCGGAAUGGGGCCUCUGCGGCGAAUGGAGGCGGGAAAGCCACAGAAUCGCCGGCCUCAGAGGAAGCCCCCCUAAGUGCGGAGGCCCAGGCGGAGCAGCUGGCCCGGGAACUGGCCUGGUGCGUGGAAAAGCUGGAGCUGGGGCUGAAGAUGCAGAGACCCACCCCUAAGCAGAAAGAGCAAGCUCUUGGGGCAAUCCGAACCCUGCGCAGCCAAAGAACCCCCCUGCCCCGGAAGAGGCAGCUGAUGCACUCCUUGUUCGGGGACUACAGGGCUCAGAUGGAAGCCGAGUGGUGCGUGGCCCUGCGGGCUCUCAGGACUGCUGCCCACUCAGUCCAGGUGCAGCCUGUAGGUGAGGCCGCCAGAAAGAAGAGCCAAAGGGUCUGCAGGCCUCGUCUAACAGGGAGAGCCAAGGACACCCGAGACACUCCUGAUGAAGAGUUUAGGUUCAAUUUCUUUUAGCCUCUUCCCCAUUCUGGAACGAUUCUCCUCUGCAGUUGGUGCAGGGGUUUGUCUUGAGUGCAGAGCUUUCCAGGAAUGCUCUGUCAGACAGAUGUGGGGUUGCUCUGUCCCUGGCUGGUCAGUGAAUCUGGUGCCAUGGCUGUUGGGAAGAUGCAAGACCUGCAUGUUGGGUACUGUCAGACAAGCCCAGGACCCCGUUUAUAGGUUUUCAGCUGAAAUGUCUCUCCUGCCAGAAGAGGGCGGUCCAUUCAGAAGUUUCUACAGUAAACUGAAGUGAGUGUUUAGUAUGUUGUAGAAGGACUCUUUUAACAGGCUUAGGAGCAGACUAAGUAGAUGUUGGUAAUAAGGAUUAGUAGGGAAGCAACAUAGUUAUGCACUGGUGCUCACUUAUGGGAGGAUGUUCUGUCAGGUGGUGUAGAGCUCCAUGCCAUUGUGUCUCAUUGCCAUAAUAAAAGUAUUCCUCACAAAAGUG
This is a messenger RNA of Aethalodelphis obliquidens (Pacific white-sided dolphin), 1413 nucleotides long. RefSeq names its product chromosome unknown C8orf33 homolog (gene CUNH8orf33). The record is from RefSeq and is a predicted model, not a curated record. Bases 375 to 941 code for a protein of 188 amino acids. The transcript is spliced from 6 exons. Lineage: Eukaryota; Metazoa; Chordata; Mammalia; Artiodactyla; Delphinidae.